Cygnus olor (mute swan) is the source of this 1010-nucleotide messenger RNA. RefSeq names its product coiled-coil domain containing 28B (gene CCDC28B). The transcript is spliced from 6 exons. NCBI's taxonomy places the organism in Eukaryota, Metazoa, Chordata, Aves, Anseriformes, Anatidae. Bases 389 to 922 code for a protein of 177 amino acids. The record is from RefSeq and is a predicted model, not a curated record.
GCGGGGCUGGGGAGGCGGCCGGGCGGCUCCGCGGGACGGGACGGGACGGGACGGGACGGAGCGGGGGGGCCUGGCGCAGGUCCCAGGCUCUGCCCUGCGCCGUGAUGCUGCAGCACAGACCGAGAUAACGCAGCCCGAGCCCGGCCGUGGAUCCCAGCAAGUGCGGGGAGAGCGCCUGGCCUCGGCCCUCCUGCUGCUGCCGAACCUCGCUGCAACCCACCGAGCCCCACCACAACUUGUGGAGCCCUGCUGCAGCCCACCGAGCCCCACCGCGGCGCCUCGCUGGGGUUGUGAGGACGAAGAGGCCCCGCACAGAGAAGGGGCUGCCAAGAGCCGUGCGUCCAUCCCGCACGGGUGCCUGUCCCGCAGCUCCGGGAGCCCCUCCAGGAUGGAGGAACGGAGGAAGAAGCGGAGCCCCAGGGCCCAGCCGGUGCCUGCCGGGGCCCCACGGCCGCUGCCCGUCAGCAAGAGCGCGUCCUUCGCGCUGCCGCUGCCCGCCCUGCCCUCAGCCCAGCAGCGCGCCAGGCCCCGGCGGGCGAGCAAGGAGAGAGUGCGGGCAGGUGGCACGGGGGCGGCACGGGGGGCUCCGCUGCAGCACAGCUUCCUCACUGAGGUCUCCGACGUGUGCGAGAUGGAGGGGGGGCUGCUCAGCCUCCUCAGCGACUUCCACUCGGGCAAGCUGCAGGCUUUCGGGAAGGAGUGCUCCUUCGAGCAGCUGGAGCAUGUGCGGGAGAUGCAGGAGAAGCUGGCGCGGCUGCACUUUGGCCUCGACGUCUGCGUGGAGGAGCUCCCCGAGGAGCAGAAGAAGGCGGUGGCCGACAGGAACCUGGACCAGCUGCUGGUGCACCUGGAGGAGCUGAGCAGCUCCAUACAGAAGCUGCACCUGGCGGAGAGCCCCGGCCCCGAGGAGGCUGCAGCCUGACCCGGUGCCGUCCUUGCUGCGAGGAGGAGGCUGCUGCGAGGAAGAGGCCCCGUGGGACGGGACGGAGCAGCAGCCACAGCCCCGCACG